GGCGGGAGGUGGGAAGACCAGAGUGUCAACCAGUCAGUCACCCAGCCUGGACACCCGGGACCCUGAGCCCACAGCGCACCUGCUCCCGCCCGACAGCGCUCCUGCCCGCGGUCCCUCUAUUCCCCAACGGGUCCCAGCCACCGCCAGCCUAGGUGGGCUUCAGGAUGAAGGCGGCCCGCUUCGUGAUGCGCAGCGCCAGCUCGCUGAGCAACGCCGGCCUGGUCCCCAGGGAGGUCGAGCUGUUCUCGCGCUACAGCCCGUCCCCGCUGUCCAUGAAGCAGCUGCUGGACUUUGGUUCAGAUAAUGCCUGCGAAAGAACAUCUUUCUCUUUUCUGCGGCAAGAGUUGCCCGUGAGACUAGCCAACAUCCUGAAGGAGAUUGACAUCCUCCCUGAGAGACUGGUGAAUACCCCCUCCGUGCAGCUGGUGAAGAGCUGGUACAUUCAGAGCUUGAUGGACUUGGUGGAGUUCCAUGAGAAGAGCCCAGAAGACCAGAAAGCUCUAUCAGACUUUGUAGACACACUCAUCAAAGUUCGAAACAGACAUCACAAUGUGGUCCCUACGAUGGCUCAAGGAAUCCUUGAGUUUAAAGACACCUGUACAGUUGACCCAGUUACCAAUCAAAAUCUUCAGUAUUUCUUGGACCGGUUUUAUAUGAACCGCAUUUCUACUCGGAUGCUGAUGAACCAGCAUAUCCUUAUUUUCAGUGACUCAAAGACAGGAAACCCAAGCCACAUUGGGAGCAUCGACCCAAGCUGUGAUGUAGUAGCGGUGGUCCAAGAUGCCUUUGAGUGUGCAAAGAUGCUCUGCGAUCAGUAUUAUCUGACAUCACCAGAAUUAAAGCUCACACAAGUAAAUGGAAAAUUUCCAGGCCAACCAAUUCAUAUCGUGUAUGUUCCUUCCCACCUUCACCAUAUGCUCUUUGAAUUAUUCAAGAAUGCCAUGAGGGCCACAGUUGAGCACCAAGAAAAUCGCCCUUCCCUGACACCAGUUGAGGCAACUGUUGUCUUGGGAAAAGAGGACCUUACAAUCAAGAUAUCUGACCGAGGAGGUGGUGUUCCUCUGAGGAUCACUGACCGCCUCUUUAGUUACACAUACUCCACUGCUCCAACGCCUGUGAUGGACAAUUCACGGAAUGCCCCUUUGGCUGGUUUUGGUUAUGGCUUGCCAAUUUCUCGUCUCUAUGCCAAGUAUUUUCAAGGAGACCUGAAUCUCUACUCUAUGUCAGGCUAUGGGACAGACGCCAUCAUCUACUUAAAGGCUUUGUCUUCUGAGUCUGUAGAAAAGCUCCCUGUCUUUAACAAGUCAGCCUUCAAACACUAUCAGAUGAGCCCGGAAGCUGGUGACUGGUGUAUCCCAAAGAGGGAACCAAAAAAUCUGGCAAAGGAAACGGUGGCAAUGUGAAGGGGAACAUGUAGGACACUUUAUGGGAUCAAAGUGGGUCUAUGGCAGUGCUGCAUAAUGAAUGUGUGUGGACUCCCGUUUCUGCAAAACAAAACAAAACAACCAACCAAGCAAAAAACAAAUGCUAGGACAGACAUUGAUCCAAUGAGGGAAUGGAGCUUGGUUGUGUGACCUGGGAGAAGUCAAGGCCUGACUCCAGUAUACCACAGGUGACCUGCUCCUCAUUUGGCAAUGCAGCACGACUCAAGAUUAUUGCAAAUACUGAAAAGAAGUCGGCCUCUAAGUUACAUCUUGUUCUCUACAAGUACAGGAUUUGAGGUUUGCAGUCUCAACAAGUGGAUGCUUUAGAAUUCUUGUUGCCAUCCAAAUAUACUGGUGUUCAUUGAACAUCAAUUAUUGAGACAUGGGUGUUUUUCUGCCAUGGAAAGAUAGGUGUGUUACUAGAAAUGUAUGUACAUGUGCAUUUUGUGAUGUUAAUAUACUCUAGAUAGGAGAGGAUGAAAGAUGCCAAAGCACUUUAUUUAAGCUUGCAGCCUGGGCAGUGCUACCUAUUUUCAAAGCCUCUGUGGCAAGACAACUCCAGUAUCACGCAGCCUUUCUUAUUUGGGCUACACUCCAUUAGCCAGUGAUUUUUGGCCUGUGCCUACCCUUGGGUGAAUUGUUAAAUAUGCACUGAAUUCAGGAAGUUGGGUUGGAAAGGGAGAUAAAUUGCCAAAGGGAUCCAUAGAUGGUAUGUGGAAAAACCCACAUUAGAGAAAGAAGUCAUAUUUUAUGAACUUAACUGGGAAGGACUGGGGAGUUCUCUAGCUGGAAAUGGUGAAGAAUCAAAGAGCACCUGCUUUCCAGGCUUAAAAACAUGUGCAUUUUAUAUUUUAAUUAUAUUCUCUACACUCCAACAUUAGCAUGUCCAUUCAAAAUUUUCUAGUUGCCAUUUGGCAUGAGAGGGUUAAAAUUUAUCCUUCUUGGGGUUUUGUUUUUUCAUUUUGGGAUUUGUUGUUGUUUGGUUUUUGUUUUUGUUUUCUUGUUUCUUAAUGAAGUAGUCUGGAAGUAAGUGCUCACGCUAGGAUGAUGUCAUUUGUGAAUCAUGGAGACAUUGAGAACCAACGACUAAAGGCUGUGAUGUGCAUGGUUCUCGGAGGAUGAAGGUGUGAUUGGUAGGAUCAUCAUCCAUGCAGAUCAUCCUUAGAAAAGAAAGAAAAAGCAAUGAACAAGGGAAUGGAUGGAGAGAGGAAAGGAAGGAAGCAGAGGCAGGCAUCUUCCUAUCAUCCCUACAAGCCCCUCAGAAGCAUCCUCUGUUCUGCCUGGGUAGAGGGGAGGAUGAAUUGGUAUCUUUGAAAGCAGUAUGGCUUCUUAGAUGGAUUUCACUCUGACAAGACAAAGGUGUUGGUGAAAUAAUGAAUUCAUUUGUGUCAAAAUAACAUUGGAACUUUUUUCUGGAUUGUAAACCUGUCAGUCCUGUGUGUGUGACAGGGAGUUUGAAAUCUGUAUGUAAUUUUAUGCUGACCUAGUGCUGAGGACUAUCUGGCUGUGGCAGCAGAAGCCACAACUAUUUAGAUUUCAGAUUGUAUCUUUAGAAGCCCCGGUCAGUGACUUGGAUGGUAAGAUUUUGAUUCCUGCAUUGACUGAUCACACAAAACUGUUAGCAUUUAGCUUACCUGUUGUGUUGUCGUUGUUUUUCUAAUUGAAAUUUCAGCUGUAUGUUUGUACAUAUAAAUACUUGUGUUUACCAAAGAUCCAAGGCAUUUGGUUAAAUAACCCAAACACUCUGAGCUGUGUUUAAAAUAGCAAAGAAAAUCUUUAGGAUCUCAACCGUUUCAACUGUGUGAAUUAAACUGAAACAGUCUUCCUGUUAUUUAUGAACCCAUGGGAGACUUUAGACUCUAGUGGAUGGAUAUGAAUACCCAGGCCCACUUAACUUAUUAAUGUGUGGAUUACAUUUUUGUCUUUAGGUUAUGUGCAGAAAAUGUGAUAAUUUUAUAAUAAAUAUUUUUAUUAUAAUAGUGA
Molecule: messenger RNA, 3407 nt
Organism: Mesocricetus auratus (golden hamster)
Lineage: Eukaryota; Metazoa; Chordata; Mammalia; Rodentia; Cricetidae
Gene: Pdk4
Product: pyruvate dehydrogenase kinase 4
Exons: 11
Coding region: 165-1403 (412 amino acids)
Biological process (GO): protein phosphorylation; regulation of glucose metabolic process
Cellular component (GO): mitochondrion
Molecular function (GO): pyruvate dehydrogenase (acetyl-transferring) kinase activity
Source: RefSeq, a predicted model, not a curated record